UGCCCCCCUUUCCCCCGGGCUACGGGUCUGGAUUAUUUAUAACUGGGGAUACAAAAACCAUUCAUACAUGUUUGCAGAAAAAAGGCAAAAACAUUUCUCUAGUUGAUCAUAAAUUCUCCACAGAACCUACACGCAAGCAACCCGGAAGUGUCCCUUUAAUCCUCUCUGAGCUUCCUGCACCUGUCGCCUGUUGCACAUCCCGGUCCGGUUGGUCCAGUCCAGUUUGUCCUUUCCUCUCGCUCCAAACCGGUCGAACAGAGUAAACAGUGUGUUGCCAGGUAAAAGAGAAAAGCUGCGUGUUCCUGUAGAGCAGGAAGCCCAGUCCAAACGACGGACUUGAACCCGGAUCUGGUUCCUGUGAGGAGGGGACGAAAGGAUCAUCUGGAGCGGAUUUCUGAAGAGAAAGAAACGAGUCACGGAAAUAAGCAAAAAUGGCGCAUGUGUAUGGCGGAGGAUCGUGACUGGUUCUGUUUGUUUAUCAGAAUUAAGGUCUUGCUGGAGGCUUUAAUCUUCCUGCUAACGGAGGACUGACGGCUGGACUGACAUCAUCCUCCUCGCCCGCUCGCUGGGAGUGAAUCAUCGUCUUGUUCUUCAUCAUCAUCAUCAUCAGCAGCACUGGGGGGUGAAGUGAUGCUGUCACCGCCUCUCCUCCGUUAAUAUCGCACUCGCGGACCGAACCCACCGAGCCCCCUGUGAGCCCACAAUGGAGGAAAUCCUCAGGAAGCUGCAGAAAGACGCGUCCGGACACAAACACAAAGCGAUCCGGGACGCGUGCCUGUCGGCCUGCGAAACUCUUGAGUCUCAGAAUGGGUCAGCCAAGAUUUCCGCUUCACAGCUCCAAGAGCGAUGUCUGCUGCCUCUCCAGAUGGCUCUGGAAUCCAAAAACACCAAACUGGGACAGUCUGCCCUUGCUGGGAUGCAGAGGCUGCUGUGUGAUGACAGGUUUAUGGGAGGGGUUGGGACAAAUGUGGAGGUGUUGGAGAAACAGCUGCUGAGCCAAAUGUUGGAGGCUCUCAGAGUCACCCCAUCUCUGCAUGAAGACUUGCAAGUGGAAGUCAUGAAGGUCCUGCUGUGUAUUACCUAUUCACCAAACUUUGACAUCACCAGAGACUCCAUCCUGCGUAUCGCUCAGGUGUGUAUCGAGACCUACGUGUCCAGCUGUCACCAGCGCAGCAUCAACACGGCAGUAAGAGCCACCCUGAGCCAGAUCCUGGGAGACCUGACGUUACAGCUGCGGCAGCGACAGGAGUAUUUCCCCAACCAGCCAAGCUCUGUGUGAAGAUGUUGUGGUGGUUCUGACAGUGUUUUGUGAAAAGCUGGAGUCUGUGGACAGUGAUAAUCAGCUCCUGCAGCUCCUUUAUCUGGAAUGCAUCCUCUCCAUGCUCAGCAGCUGUCCUCCCACAAUGCACCUGUCCAGAGGGUUCACCGACCUUGUGUGGAAACAGCUGUGUCCCUCUCUGGUGGUGAUCAUGGGAAAUCCAGUCAAUGAUAAAACCAUUACUUCACACUAUAGCUACACGGGGGCACCAGACCGAGAUCGGAUGUCAGAGAGACUCAAUCAAGGACUCAACCCGGAGGUGGACUCUUCCAGUGGAGGUGUGUCGGACCAGGGCAGAGGGUCCGGCUGCUCCUCCAGUGCCCCUGCUAGGAUCGCGCCCAUCGUUCGGACGGUUUGUUACAUCGCAGCAGAACUGGUGCGCCUGGUGAGCUGUGUGGAGUCGAUGAAACCAGUGCUGCAGUCGCUGUACCACAGAAUCCUGCUGUACCCGCCCCCUCAGCACCGAACCGAGGCCAUCCGCAUCAUGAAGGAGAUUUUAGGCAGUCCUCAGCGGCUCUACGAUCUGGCUGGACCUUGUGUGGCUGAACCUGAAACCAGGAAGCGCUCCUUCUCAAAGAGGAAGUCCCACCUGGACUUACUGAAACUGGUGAUGGAUGGGAUGACAGAGGCUUGUAUGAAGGGAGGCAUCGAUGCGUGUUACUCCUCUGUUUCUUGUGCCUGUGCUCUUCUCGGUGCGCUGGAUGAACUGUCGCAGGGUCGCGGACUCCAGCCUGAGCAGGCUCGGCUUCUCCUCAGAAGACUAGAUGACCUGAAGGAGGGAUCAGAGUCCACUCGUGAGUCCAUGGAGAUUAAUGAGGCUGAUUUCCGGUGGCAGAGACAUAUCCUGUCCUCAGAGCAGCCCCCGUGGGACCCCAGCUCUUCCUCCUCCAACAUGGCCACUGAGCGCAGCCCUGAUAUCAGCAUCAGCAUCACCACAGAAACAGGCCAAACCACCUUAGACUUGGAGAUGGGGGACCUCGGCCUGGGUCAUGGCCACAACACUCCUGAGGAGUGUGGAGAGGACGCUCGGUUCACGUCCCCUUCUGUCUUUGGAGGACAGGAGGGAGCCAAUCGUGAGACGAGCCUUGGGCCCAAACCUGAAGCUGAGAGGGAGGAGGGAAGAGGUGGUCCAAGGGAGGUUGUUGGUCAGGAAGCAAAAGGACGAAGCAGUGGAGACCGAGGAGGCGUUCCUCCUGAUGUGGUUCAGAGGAGUCAUGCGCUCGUCUACCCGGACAUCACCAACUUCCUGUCAGUGGAUCCCAGGACCAGGUCGCACCACGGAGGCUCACGGUACAGCGAGAGCAAUUUCAGCAGCAUGGAGGACCAGGAAUUUUCUCGGACGGAGUUUGACUCAUGUGAUCAGUACUCCAUGGCUGCGGAGAAAGACUCCGGACGUUCCGACGUGUCUGACAUCGGCUCUGACAACGUCUCUCUUGUUGACGAGGAGCAGCAGACUCCUCGCGACUGCCCGGGCCACCGCUCCCUGCGCACCGCCGCCCUGUCCCUCAAACUGCUCCGCAACCAGGAGGCCGACCAGCAGAGCGCCAGGCUGUUUGUUCAGUCGCUGGCUGCGCUGCUGCCCCGGCUGCUGGGGCUGGCCACGGCCUCUGAGGUGGACCUGUCACUGCAGAACUUCUCCUCCACGUUUUGCUCUGGACUGCAGACUGGUGGGAUUCACUCUCCAGGUUUUGAAGGAGGUGACAGUCUGAGCUGCCAGUCUUUGAUGAAUGCAGAUGGUCUGUACCUGGUGUCGUACUACGCUCUGCUGCUCAAUCUGAAACUCUGCUGCUGCGACUAUUACAGGUGCCGAGAGCUUCCACUCAUCCUCAAUCUGAAGGAGUUUGUGCAUCUGAUCCAAAGCAGCGGAGUCCUUGUGGUUUUGUCCCAGGCCUGGAUUGAGGAGCUUUACAACCAGGUUUUAGAGCACAACCUGCUGGCUGAGGCCGGAUACUGGGGCUCACCAAAGGACCACUCACUGCCACUUAUCACCAUGCUUACAGACAUUGACGGGCUGGGCAGCAGUGCAAUUGGAUGCCAGCUGAUCAGGAGGCCAUCGAGCCAAUCACCACUCAGCUGUGAGAAGACAGGAAGUGACACUGUGAUAGCAGGAGCCAUGUUCUCCCGCUUUAUCCUCACGGGCGUCUGGAAGAACCUGAUCGAUGUGCUGUCCACGCCGCUGACGGGUCGCAUGGCGGGCAGUUCCAAGGGCUUGGCCUUCAUCCUGGGGGCGGAGGGGCUCAAAGAGCAGAGCCAGAGAGAGAGGGACACCAUCUGUCUAAGUUUGGACGGCCUGCGUAAAGCUGCUGCGCUCAGCUGUGCUUUGGGUGUUGCUGCCAACUGUGCAUCGGCUUUAGCCCAGAUGGCAGCUGCUUCCUGUGUGCAGGAGAAGGAUGAGAAGGAGGCGGGAGAGAUGGGAGACGCCAUCACACAAGUGAAGCAGCGUGUUGAGCAGCGUCUGGAGCAGAUCAGCCGUCCUCAGGGAGUCCGUCUCCACACGGCUCACGUCUUGUGUAUGGAUGCCAUUCUUAACGUGGGGUUAGAGAUGGGCAGCCACAACCACGACUGCUGGCCACAUGUUUUCAGGGUGACGGAGUACAUCAGCUCCUUGGAGCACAGCCACUUCAGCGAUGGCUCCACUCAGCCUUCCUCACUGACCACAAUCACCCAGCAGAGCCAGCAGGCUGCCGCCAUCGACCAGGGCCUGGAGCUGAGCUGCGAGCCCAGCCCAGAUACUGCAGAGUUCAGCCUGAGCCAGCCAGUCAUCCAGCCUCUGUCCAUCAAAGAGCUGCUGAGGGAGAGCAGCAGGGGCGGCCGAGGUUUGGACCUGAAGAGCGGCAGUCUGAUGACCGGGACCAGUGCUGCCAAGGCUGUGUGCACUCUGUCCACACAGGCUGACAGGUUGUUUGAAGAAGCAGCUACAAAGCUGAACCUGGUCGGACUGGUUCGUUUCUUGCGGCAGCUCAGGAAAGCUUCUCAGUAUCAGCUGUUUGACUCUGUUACAGAAACUGGAGACUAUUCACUGGCAAUGCCAGGAGAAGCCAAGUCCACAUUAGAGCGGCGCAGCGCAAUGCAUCUUUUCCGACUCGGUGAGGCCAUGCUGCGAAUCGUCAGGAACAAGAACCGACCCCUGCUGCACAUGAUGAGGGCCUGGAGCGUGGUGGCGCCUCAUCUGGUGGAGGCUGCAUGUCACAAAGAGCGCCACGUUUCUCAGAAAGCUGUUUCCUUCAUCCACGAUGUCCUGACGGAGGUGCUGAUGAGCUGGGUGGAGCUUCCACACUUCCACUUCAAUGAGGUGCUUUUCAGACCUUUCGAGCACAUCAUGCAGCUGGAGCUCUGUGAUGAGGAUGUACAGGACCAGGUGGUGACAUCGAUUGGAGAGCUGGUGGAGAUGUGUUCCCCUCAGAUUCUGUCAGGAUGGAGACCUCUGUUCAGCGCUCUGAGGACCGUACACGGCAGCAAAACGGACACUAAAGACUACCUGCUGGGAGAAUACUCCAUGGGGAAGUCUCAGGCACCAGUGUUUGAUGUCUUUGAGGCUUUCAUCAACACAGACAACAUCCAGGUUUUUGCUAACGCUGCCACUGACUACAUCAUGUGCCUCAUGAAGUUUGUCAAAGGCUUGGGAGAAGUGGACUAUAAAGAGAUUGGAGACUGUGUUCAUGUUUCUGGUCAGAGCUCCACUGACCUCUGUGUGCCCGCCCUCGACUACCUGCACAAAUGUUCACAGCUGCUGGCAAAGAUCUACAAGAUGCCAUCAAAGCCGGUGUUCCUGGGGGCCCGACUGGCCAGCCUGCCGAUGAGAUCACAGGAGCGCUCAGUCAGCAGCGAGGACGGGAUAGACUGUGUCCUCCAGGAGUUUGAUGACGACACGGGUUUGAUCCAGGUGUGGAUUUUACUGUUGGAGCAGCUCACAGCUGCUGUAUCAAACUGCCCCCGACAACACCAACCCCCCACCCUGGAGCUGCUCUUCACCCUGCUCAGAGAGGUCACCACUGUUCCAGGUCCGGGAUUUGCCAUCUUCGCUGUCAUCCAGCUGCUGCUUCCUGUGAUGUCACUCUGGCUGCAGCGAAGUCAUGGUGACCACUCUUAUUGGGAUGUGGCAGCAGCAAACUUUAAGCAUGCCAUUGGCUUGUCAUGUGAGCUAGUGGUGGAGCACGUCAACAGUUUCAUACACUCAGAUAUUGGUUAUGAGUCACUGAUCAACCUGAUGCUGAAGGACCUCUUCAAGCUGCUGGUAGCCUGUGUGUCUGAACCUGCAGAGACCAUCUCCAGAGUAGGCUGUUCCUGCAUCAGGUAUGUGUUGGUCACCGUGGGUCCGGUGUUCACAGAGGAAAUGUGGAGGUUGGCCUGCUGUGCUCUGCAGGAUGCUUUCUCUGCUACAUUAGAGCCUGUGAAGAACCUUUUAGUGUGUUUUCACAGCGGCUCAGACAGUUUCUCUGGAGAUGCCUGUGAGGUGAAGGUGGCGGCCCCCCCUCACUCUCCAUUAGCUGAAGCAGAGUACUGGAGGGUCAAAGCCAUGGCCCAGCAGGUGUUUAUGUUGGACACCCAGUGCUCUCCAAAGACGCCCAACAACAAGGACGGCUUUGAGCAUGCUCAGUCCUGCGUGCUCAUCAUCGAGCUGCCGUCUGACCAACAAUCCAACGGACACGCUCAGAAGAGGAAAAUUGGAAUCCCGUUCCGGACCAUCGUGGUGAGCCUCCUAUCACACCAGGUUCUGCUCCAGAAUCUCUACGACAUCUUGCUAGAAGAGUUCGUCAAGCAGCCUGAAGCCAACGAGAGGAUCACACCUGUGACCUCUGACCCCAGUAAACCCACAGCCGGCUUCCUCCGCUACAUCUCUAUGACCAAUUUAGCCAUAAUCCUGGAUCUGCUGCUGGACUCAUACAGGACAGCGCGGGACUUUGACACUCGCCCGGGACUGAAGUACCUGCUGAUGAAAGUGUCGGGUGUUUGUGGAGCGGCUAAUCUGUACCGUCAGUCUGCCAUGAGCUUUAAUCUUUACUUCCAGGCGCUGCUGUGCGCCACGCUGAGCCAGGCUGAGAGCAUGACGGCACAGCAGGUGAAGAGGAUCCUGUAUGAGGAAGAGGAGGGGAGCUCUGACUCCUCCCAUCCUGGCUCCGCCUCCUCUGAGGAUGAAGAUAUCUUUGAAGAGACAGCCCAGGUGAGCCCCCCUCGCGGUCGGGAGAAGCGCAGCCUGUGGCAGGCUCCUGUCCCGUCGCUCAGCGUGCAGCCUCUGGGCGGCGCCGACUGGGCCUGGCUGGUCAAACGGCUCUACAAAGUGUGCAUGGAUCUGUGCAACAGCUACAUCCAGAUGCACAGGGACCUGGAGAGCAUGCUGGAGGAGACGCCACUGCUGAGAGGAACAGGCGCAGGAGGAGGAGAUCAUGUUUUCUUCCUGCCUCUCUUUCAGUCUGAGACCUCCACACCCACAUCAGCAGGCGGGCUCUCAGCAAGAGGGACCCCUUCAGAGGAAAGCGGGUACAGGGGUCAGGGAGUGGACUUGAGUUCGGCGUCGCCAGGAGACACACCCAGUCCCAGAUUCAGCUUCACAGGCAGCCUGCCACAUCACUUCCAGAUGGGAGGAGAAAAGAGGGACUCCAGCAUGGCAGGAGCAGCUCCUAACAGUGCCGGUCCUGGAAGGAGAAGGGACUGGUGGGAAAGCGCCGGCAACAAACUGUACACCAUCGCCACAGACAAAACCAUCAGCAAGCUCAUGAUGGAGUACAAACGCAGGAAGCAGCCCCAGCAGCAGCAGCCGGUGCAGCAGUCGGUGCAGCAGAGCCACAUCAACCUGUUCAUGAAGGAGCAGGGCCGAGCGGCGGCAGCAGGGGAGAGGAGGGGUCCCGCCGAGCUCCAAAGACCCCAGCAGCUGGUGGACCAGCAGGGACCCUCUCUGAGGCACUCGGUCAGCGCGGGUCCUGAAGUGCUGAGGCAGGAGAAAAGGCCGCGGUCAGGAUCCACCAUCAGCUCCCACAGCAUCUCCCUGAGGGACUCCGAGGCUCAGAUACAGGCGUGGACCAACAUGGUCCUGACUCUCCUGAACCAGGUCCUCCUCCUGUCGGACUCCUCGUUCCUGGCUCUGCAGCCGGCGCUCUACCCCUGCCUCAGCCAGCUCUCCUGUCACGUGACGGACACCCGUGUCCGCCACACGCUGCGCGAGUGGCUCGGCCGUGUCGGCAGACUCUAUGACAUCAUCGGGUGAUGUCGCUGUGAGGAAAACCACUGCAGGCUGUUGCUCAGUAAAGGAUGGAAGCACAAGAGACAGGAAGGAAGUGAUGAUGCUGCGCUGAAGGAGAGGGUCCUAACCUUUUGUUGUCUUAAGACGAAAGCACUGGCAGACAUCCCACUUUCCCAGGGUGUUUUUAUUUUAGUUUGCUGACUGACCAAACAUUUGAGUUUGUAAAGAAUUAUUUAUAUCAUGGAAGGGAUUUGAUUGUAAACGUGCCAUUUCUGCUCCUGUUCCUUGAUAAAAUGGUUGAUAUGUGGACCCAAAGCUCACACAGUGAACACUACUUUGCUGAUUGAUUUCCUGUGAUGUCAUAAUUACUGUUUUGCUGAUAAUUAAUUACCACCAUGGUGUCACUGUAUUAUAUUUUCUACUUAAUGCUCCAUGUGAUGUUUUGUUGUUCAUUGCUACAUUUCUUGACCUCUCACUAUCGGAGAUGUUUGAUCUUUUCUCCCAAGUUUUGGGAGGAAUGUUCUUGUGCAUGUGCAUUUGUGUGCUAGUUGCGUAUACUGAAAGUAAGAGAAACCAGCUCAGAUUCUUCAUAAUGCCACACAAACUCCACAGGGUGCCUUUAGGGAUUGUUUUACCAAGAUGCUUAAUUUCAUCCAUUUUUGGUCAUGAUUGCAUCCGAGUUGCAGAUAAUGGAGCAUUCCUUUAAAGAAUCCAUAUUUACUACAAUCAUAUCCAGUUUUAAACUAAGAUCAUCUUAUCCUGAAAAGGAUUCAAGUUAGAACUAUGUUGGCCAAACAUUGUAAAUGUUCUGCAAUUUCAUGCAAUUUUCCAAGCUCUUGACAGAUCUUGAGAUGUGUGGUAAGACGUCUCUCAGCUAAUCUAAUACUAGCUCAAUAUCCGUAAAAAUGACGGAAUUAUAGACAGUUUUGUCAUGGCUAAGGUCGAUUAGCUGUACUGGCCAUCUUUAAUCAGGUUCACCCCAAAGUUAAUCAGUUUCAUAAAAAUUUGUGUAAUGGUUCAUAACACAUUUUGCUAACAGACAGGGCUGACGCCAAUUAAUAAUGCCAAAGUUUUGAGCAAAAAUAUCAUGCAAUGUGUAAUGUUCAAAGUAUAAGUUGGGGGUGAUGAUCAGCUACCACCACACCAAAUUUUAGCUCAACAUUCUUAAAAUUGGCUGGAUUAUAGCCACUUCUUUGAAACGGUCAGAUUAUGUUGACGCCAUGAUGACAGAUAGACACAUACAGACACACACAGGCAAAAACAUUGUUGGUGGCAGGCGAUACUGAAAUACAGACACGACUCUGACUUUUCAUCCUGACACACACACAAAAACAAAUCUCUUGAGCCACAGGGAUGAGUUUUGGUCAUGAGAGCAAACUACAGUAAUUUAGGUCACAAAAUGUUGUUUAAAUGAGGUUGCAGCAUUUGAAACUAAAGCAUUUUAUUUUUUUACGUCUUCAGUAUUGGACUGAUGCAUCACAUCCAGAUGAUUCUUACUUUGUAUUUAUUUGGAUUGUGUUUGAUUGUGUCUUUAUGUAGUAGAUUUAACAGCUUUAAAUGACCUGCAGUCUUGUUCUGUCUCUUUCUGUAAAACUGAAUGUCUUUACCUUUGAACCUGGAACAGUUAACUAUUGAAGUUGAAUCAAAUGCAUCAUAUAAAACAUGUUUAGAUUUAUAGCUUGUUUUUUAAUUUAUUUCUAUACGCAUGUUAAUGCAGUUUCUGUCACAAUGUUUAUUUCCUGCUGGCAAUAAUGUAUUGUGUUUAUUUGCAUUAUGUGAAAAAUGCGGACUUUGUCACUGUUUGAUUUCCACUUGAUGUUUCAUCUGGUUCUGGUUCAGAUUGUAGGGAAAGCCUGUGUUUGUCCUCUGUAUCCUACUGACUGUAACAGAAAGCAGCAAGCUAAAGGGAGGCCAUUCAACUUUUACAGGUUUAUCUCCUAAAAUUUGUUCAACAUCCUCCGCUACUGACUGAACAUCUGCAUUAAAAUAUACCCAAACACAAA
Messenger RNA from Austrofundulus limnaeus, 9499 nucleotides. It is a transcript of the gene arfgef3, whose product is annotated as ARFGEF family member 3. The record is from RefSeq and is a predicted model, not a curated record. Gene Ontology annotation, molecular function: guanyl-nucleotide exchange factor activity. Lineage: Eukaryota; Metazoa; Chordata; Actinopteri; Cyprinodontiformes; Rivulidae. Gene Ontology annotation, biological process: regulation of ARF protein signal transduction.